Cyclocybe aegerita is the source of this 786-nucleotide messenger RNA. NCBI's taxonomy places the organism in Eukaryota, Fungi, Basidiomycota, Agaricomycetes, Agaricales, Hemipholiotaceae. The record is from the annotation of a GenBank genome assembly.
AUGAUCCCCUGGAAUACCAGGCACAGGCUCCGCGAUGUCGUCGACGUUUUACAUAACACAUCUGUUGAGAUAUUCGAAUCUAAGAAGAUGGCCCUAGAAGAGGGCGACGAGGUCUUCAAGGCGCAGUUGAGUCAAGGCAAAGAUAUUCUGAGCAUUUUGAUGAGAGACGACAUGGCCGCCUCGAAAGAGGACAAGCUGGCCGACAAAGAGCUUCUUGGACAGAUGUCGACCUUGACGUUCGCUGCAAUGGACACGACCUCCGGCGCACUGUUGCAACCGAGUAGUUGGUACUCGGACAUUCCGCCCUCGAAGAGUCGUCUCCCGACUCCUCGAGUAUAUAAGCCCUCUCAACGGGCGCUAAAUGCUAAUCGUGUCUUAACCACCAACCACCACCACUGCGCCAACAGCUUAGAAACGAGAUUCGAGAAGCUAGGCAACAGAAUGGUGACCUACAGUACGAUGAGCUCGUUUCUCUCCCCUACUUGGACGUCGUCUUACCGGCUGACAAAAGAGAAACAGUACCCCCCUGUGUCAGUCGUCAAUAGGACAACGCGAGAAGACGUUGUCCUCCCUCCCUCCAAACCCAUCGUUGGCCUGGACGGGCGAGAGAUCAGCGACAUACCUAUCCCCAAGAAUACAAAUGUCAUUGUGGGUAUUAUGGCAUCCAACCGUAACGCCGAAAUCUGGGGACCUGACUCAUACGAGUGGAAGCCCGAGAGGUUGCUCCAGCCGCUGCCGGAGAGCGUGGCGGCUGCGCAUAUUCCUGGAAUUUACUCGAACUUGUAG